Molecule: messenger RNA, 1337 nt
Organism: Acanthaster planci (crown-of-thorns starfish)
Lineage: Eukaryota; Metazoa; Echinodermata; Asteroidea; Valvatida; Acanthasteridae
Product: carboxypeptidase B-like
Biological process (GO): proteolysis
Molecular function (GO): zinc ion binding; metallocarboxypeptidase activity
Source: RefSeq, a predicted model, not a curated record
AAGGUGUUUCGCGUAACCCCACGUGAUGACAACGAAGUUCGUUCCAUGGGCUUCCUCCGUGACCUGUUGGAGGACAAGCUUGAUUUCUGGGCUGAGCCUCGCCACGCCGGCAAGCCAGUCGACUUCAUGGUAGGACCAAGUUUCCAAUACGAGGCUCUACGCAUGCUCAGUGAGCGUGGCCUCCAGGCCGAAGUUUUCAUCGACAACAUCGAGCAGCUGAUCGAAGAGCAGAUGCAAAGACAAGAGUUGUCAGCCUCGGCGACCUUUGAUUAUGACGUCUAUCACACCUAUGACGAGAUCAACCAGUGGGUUAGCUCAAUAGCCAGUCAGUACAACAGCAUUGCGUCAGAGGAACUGCUAGGUUACUCGUACGAGGGAAGGGAAAUCAAGCUACUCAAGCUUGGUAAACCUGGCUUCAACAAGCCAAUCAUCUGGCUGCAGAGCGGUGUCCACUCUCGAGAAUGGCUUUCACCGGCCACAAUGCUCGCCAUGGUCAAUAUGUUCGUGGAGGGCUAUGGCAGCGAUUCGUCCAUCACCAAUCUCUUGGAUCGCAUGCACUGGUACAUCUUGCCAAUGUUCAACCCCGAUGGUUACGUCUACACCUGGAACGGGGACCGCAUGUGGCGUAAGACCAGAUCACCCAACUCAGUCUCUGCUUGCGUGGGAACCGACCCUAACCGUAACUGGGACCACCAGUGGUGUGUGACUGGUGCCAGCAGGUGGCCCUGCUCUGACACGUACUGCGGCACGGCUCCCCACACUGAGAUCGAAGUCAAAACGGUGACAGACUACAUCCUCACCUUGAGUAACGUCCAGGCGUUCGUGGACUUCCAUUGCUACAGCCAGUACUGGAUGGUUCCGUGGGGGUACACCAGGCGACUCCCCGCCAACUAUGCAGCGCAGAAAGCACUAGCAGACAAGGCCGCAGCUGCUUUGUCGUCAGUGUAUGGUACCCAGUAUGUCACCGGCAGCAUCGCCAAUGUCAUCUAUGAAGCCUCUGGCUCCAGUGCCGACUGGGCUUACGGCGUGGCUGGCAUCCAGUACGCCUUCGCUCCAGAGCUGAGGGACACUGGGUCGUACGGCUUCCUGAUGCCAUCCAGGUUCAUCCGCGAGAGUGCAGUGGAGACCUUCGAAGCUGUCAAGGCCAUCGGAGACAACUUCAUCUAAGGAACAAACUAAUUAAAGCGAAGUUUACUGAAUCCGUCGAGGAUUUCAGUGCCUGCUACAAAGCAUAUUGACCUUUCUCCCGUUUUACAACUAUCAAGUUUUAUGAGAAUGUUAUUAGUUUAGUUUACGAAUAUGAUGUUACGCAAGGAUUGAAAAUUAAAAAUGGAGGA